Molecule: messenger RNA, 1123 nt
Organism: Varanus komodoensis (Komodo dragon)
Lineage: Eukaryota; Metazoa; Chordata; Lepidosauria; Squamata; Varanidae
Product: complement factor H-like
Exons: 6
Coding region: 16-1119 (367 amino acids)
Source: RefSeq, a predicted model, not a curated record
GAGUGAUCAUUUGGAAUGAACCUUCAGCCGCCAGGCCCAUCCACAAUUUCUUUGAACCUCCUCUGCUUUUUUCUGCUAGCAUGUUCAAACACUCCUCCUCUUCAUGGCUUCUUCACUGAUCCAAAGGAACACUUUCUCCUUAAUGAACGAAUAGAGUAUCGCUGCCAAGAUGGCUUUACCACAUUGCAAGGGCUUGACGGAGGAUCUACAUCAUGCCAUUCAACUGGAUGGGUGCCAAAGCCAGAAUGUGUCAAAACAUGCUCAAAGCCAACAGAAGAGAAUGCUAGCUAUCAGUCAACUAAAUUGGUCUUCAGACCUAAGGAAGAACUUAUGUAUACAUGCAAUGAGGGGUUUCAAACCUUGCAAAAAGCCUCAGGUGCCAAGACCCUAUGCACAGAGAAUGGAUGGGAUCCAAAGCCAGCUUGUCAUUGGCACGUCAACCCUUGUCCACCACCUCCAGCCAGCAUUUUAAAUGGCACCUUGAUUAGUGAUUUUGCUGAACAAUAUCAACAUGGGCAUACAGUGGAAUAUGAGUGUGACAUCAAAUUUGCAAUGUCUGGAUCAAAUCGUAUUGUGUGCGUGGAUGGAAAUUGGACGUCUUUACCAACUUGCACAGAGAUAGAACAAACCUGUGGAAAACCUCCCAAUAUUACAAAUGGCCAUGCUGCCGGCAUCGACUCAGAGAAAUACUGGCACAGAGCAACUGUGCGAUACGAAUGCGACAACAAUCAUGUCAUUGUUGGGACCCAGCCAGCCAAAUGUCUCCGUGGAAAGUGGGAGUUGCCUUCAUGUCUUGGUAAGCUGCAGCACUACGGAAUCGGCGUAGUUCAGCACCUCCUGCUCCUCGAAGUCAGAGUCCGUCCCUCUAUCCUUGAAGGCUCCUUUGGGCCAAGGGUGGCCCAGGCCCCAGAGCCUCCAUCAAGCCACCACUUCUCCAGCUCAGAACUCUGCCCACCACCGCCCCAGCUUCCAAAUGCUGUCACCAUCGCUGAGAAGAGAAGCUACAAGAGUGGUGAGGAGAUAAGCUUCCUCUGUGCGGAGCAUUUCCUUCUUCAAGGGCCACAAAAAAUAAUGUGUGAAGGUGGAAAAUGGCAACCACCACCACACUGUCUCGGUUAGUAUU